AUGGCUGCAUUGAUCGAUGAAGAAUACCUACAAAGAGCACUUGGCAAAAAUUUCUACAGGGAGACGAUAUCGGUAAAGGAGAGACGGCACAUCCUGUUCGCCACUGAUGAUCAACUAACUUUACUGUCCCGUGCGAAGACAUGGUACCUGGAUGGUACAUUCAAUGUGGUCCGGGCACCGUUCAAACAGAUGUUAUCUGUCCACGCCUUCAUCAGAGCUGGCGACUGUAUGAAGCAAAUUCCGCUGUGCUUUGUCCUGAUGUCAGGGAAAAAGCGAAAAGAUUACAAAAAGGUGUUAUCCGCUAUCCUGCAACAUCUGCCGUCAAUCGAGGUUAAGUCGUUUGUGGUGGAUUACGAGGCUGGACUGUGGCAGGCCAUAAGGGACGUGUUUCCCCAACCUGAUAUCCAAGGCUGCGCUUUUCACUUUGGACAGGCCCUCUAUCGGAAGACUGCAUACAACGAGCGCUGUAACGUGUAUGCACUCCUCAGAAAGACAUUUGCACUGCCGCUACUACCCGUGGAGGACAUUCGACCUGUUUUCGACACAUUACGGACGAAAUCGGACACUGACGCGACGGACAGAUACUUUGACUACCCAGAACGGACGUGGAUGACAAACCCACUGUGGCCUAUUGAUAGUUGUUGCGUAUUCGGUCGGUCCAUACGCACCAACAACGACUGCGAGGGCUGGCAUCAUCGCCUGAACCGACGGGCGAAGAAAGGAAAUCUCCCCUUUUGCUUGUUGCUUCAACUGUUGUGUAAAGAGGCGAAGCUGCUGAAUACACAGGUGCGGUUAGUGAGAGGGAAAGUUGAGGAGACAUCAGAAUAA
Dreissena polymorpha is the source of this 828-nucleotide messenger RNA. RefSeq lists its product as uncharacterized. Bases 1 to 828 code for a protein of 275 amino acids. NCBI's taxonomy places the organism in Eukaryota, Metazoa, Mollusca, Bivalvia, Myida, Dreissenidae. The record is from RefSeq and is a predicted model, not a curated record. The transcript has 4 exons.